This is a messenger RNA of Podarcis muralis (Common wall lizard), 3295 nucleotides long. It is a transcript of the gene XKRX, whose product is annotated as XK related X-linked. NCBI's taxonomy places the organism in Eukaryota, Metazoa, Chordata, Lepidosauria, Squamata, Lacertidae. Gene Ontology annotation, cellular component: membrane. The record is from RefSeq and is a predicted model, not a curated record.
GGCUGUUAACCAGUUUAGAUGAAAAGAGAGAGCCUCUUUUUCAUGUUCCACUGGUCAUUCCUUAGAGGCAACCUGCUGUGGAAUGGAUUCAGAGAUGAGACAGUCACAUCGGAGCUGAGCUGGCCCGAAGACCCCCGACGGCGACAGCGCGCUCUGGCGGAGUGAGAGUGACUGCGGACGCCGCCGUCUUCUUCUCAGCGGAGAAGGGAGACACGCCUCCCUCAGUUAAAAAGCGAGGGACUUCGGGUUUCGCUGCGCUUUAGAGCCGGAGGGUGCUGGAACUCCCACGUGGCUUUUGGAGCGAAGGAAAUAAAAAGCGGCUGUUUCUGGGAAGACCCUCUUCGCCUUGAAUCGGUCGCGGGGGACUCAGGACUUCUUUGGAGGCUGGAAACACGAAGUCCCUCUGCAGGAUCGAUGCCGGAGAAGCCACCGGGAUCAAGCCUGGGUUUCUUCGUGUGAAUGUUCUUGACCUCAUCGAAGCCUCCUUUCUCCCUCUGAGUCAUCUGACUCGCUGAUUUCUGGAUCUGUCUAGGGUCGCCUUUGCGCUUGGCUUCCCGGUUGUGUCUCUGGGAAAGAGCCAUACUAAGUUUUCUGGCGUUUUGGAAGAACAGCCUCUGAAGCCGCGCCCCGGUUGCCGUAGAAACUCGGUUGCCGGGGUCUCAGUUUUGCGCUUCCCUUCCCUUCCGCAAAUGGGUGUGGGUGUAAAGGGGAAAGAACGCUUCUGGAGCUGGACCCAUUAAUCGCCCGCUCUUCACUCCAUAUUGUAGGCUGGAGUCUGAAAAAAGAGAAACUGUGCAGAGUGGUGCAUGUGCUGGUUUGUUUGCAGAGACAGACUACCUGCUGGUGGAAAGAGACUGUUGUCUGUAAAAAGGAACUUGGGUCAAAAUUACUGGUCACCUCCUCUUUAGGGUCCCAAAGCCUCCAUUGGAGGAGAUCAGCUCUGGACUGGCGGGUCAGUGGGCCCCAGGAUGGACACUGUGUGUAACCUUUCCAGUGGGGAAUGGUCAGACCAGGUCCUUCCCAGGGUGACAGGGUACAAACCCCGCCACGUAGUGCGCAGAGUCGCAUCCCAGACUGUGACCAAGGUGAACCCACCCAUAGGGAUUGCCUUUAUCACCCUCCUCUACUGUGCAGAGAUUUCUUCUGCCUGCGUCGUGAGCUAUGCCUACAGCUGCUCCAAUGAUGUCUUCUGGCUCUCCCUGACUCUCCUCUUGAUGCUGAUACCUGCCGUCAUGGACCAACUUACCCUCAUCUUUGUGAACCGGGACCUGACUAGUGACCAGCCCUUUAUCCUUUUCAUGCAUCUUGUGUUGCUGGGUCCUCUCAUCAGGUGCUUAGAGGCCAUAGUGAUGUUCUGCAGGUUGGGGAAGGAGGAAGAGCCCUACGUCACCAUCACUCGCAAGAAGCAGAUCUACAAGGACGCUGAGAUUGAGCUGGAGCAGGAAGUGGGUCACCUGGUGCGCAGGCUGGUCACCCACCGCAACGCUUUCAAGCGCAUGGCUGUCAUCCAGGCCUUCCUAGGUUCUACUCCGCAGCUCACGUUGCAGCUCUAUGUCAGCGUUGUGGAGCAGGAGGUCCCCACCAGCAGAGCAGUCCUGAUGUGCAUCUGCUUGGUGUCGGUCACCUAUGGAGCUUUGGUCUGCAACGUCCUGGCCAUCCAGAUCAAGUAUGACGACUACAAGAUCCGCCUGCACCCGCUGGCCUUCAUCUGCAUCAUCCUGUGGCGUAGCCUGGAGAUCUCCACCCGCAUCACCAUCUUGGUCCUCUUUGGGAGUGUCUUCAAGUACUAUGCCAUGGGCAUUGGUGGGGCCAACUUCCUGCUCUUCUUCUUCUUGCCCUGGGUGCAGUUUUGGUGGAGUGGUGCCCAGCUGCCUGACAAUGUGGAGAAGAACUUCAGCCGGGUGGGCACCCUCUCGGUCCUGUUCUCCAUCACUUUGCUUUACGCUGGCAUCAAUAUCUUCUGCUGGUCAGCCGUGCAGCUCAGGCUGGGUGACCGGGAAUUGAUUGCCAAGUCACAAAACUGGGGAUGCUUGGCUCUCUUCUAUGUGUUCCGAGGGCUGGAGAACAGUGUGCUGCUUGUCGUCUGGUACUUCUUUAUGACGGACGUCUACGCGUACUUCUGUGCCCCCUUUCUGGUGCUGCAGCUGAUUGUAGCCUACUGCUUGGCUAUCGCCUUCAUGCUCUUCUUCAUGCAGUAUCUCCACCCCUGCCGCAGCCUCUUUACGCACAACGUCUCUGACUUCUUGCAGUGCGUCUGCUGUAAGCGGGACGAAGCACCUGAACCCCUGGACCUUGAGCCUCCCUGGGAGCCUGGCGUGAAGCAUAGCAUUGUCUGAUGGGACAUAAGUCAAACUCAAAUCAUAAAUCAUUCUGCUGAAGGUGGAACAGAAACUAUAUCCUAACAUCCCAACAGGGGCAUACCCCAUACCUGGCCUCAGCAGGUAUAAUUUAUCAACAAGGGAGCAAUGCAGGGAGUCAUAGUGGCAGGACUGGUCCUUCCAGAGCAUCAUCUGAACUGACAGAUCAAAUUGGGAUGGGCAAUAAGGGGAGCAAUUUCAAUUUCCUUAUCUGCCUGCAGAGCCUGGAGUAGUCUGCAUUGCACACCAAUACAGCAGGGUCAGUUAUUACGUUCAGAAGGACUGUGUUGUCAUUUCUAGAUGAUAACCAUUGACUGAUGUUAUGUCAGAUGUUUGAAGAAGAAGAAAAAGCCUAGUUGAAGGAUAGUCAAUUGGGUUGAACUCACGGUUAGCUUAAGUAAGGGGAGAACCUUUGGAAGGGUGGUUAAUGGGUCUUGCUGCGGCAGCCAUCUGUUUACACCACUGCAUCCACAUGGGCACCAUGGUCUGUCUUCAGAUGGAUAGAAUUGUGGCCCCACAUUUUCAAGGAUAGUCCUGACAGUCGUGACAGCUGAGGCUCUAAGACUUGGUUGUCCUUCAGCACCAUUGGUGCUCCUCCCCCAUUUGUAGUUCUGUGUUUAUUUAUAUGUUGAGCUGAGAAUAGACAUUUUUAAGUGCUUUUUUUCAUUUUAAAGGAAUUUGGCCUCUUUUUAUACUCAAUUUAAACACAAUUUAGGUUCCUUCAGAACUUCUGGAUUUCUGUUGUUUAGUAUCUUGACUGCAGCUGUUUUCCAGUUACCUAUGUUUGGGUGACAUGAAACAUUUAUUUUCUUUUUUUAAAAAAACUUCUUUUCUUGCUCAAGACCUGGUGGGCCUUGUUCAAAUAUAUGUUAUUUAAAUUCUCUUAAUGGCCUGUGAAUUUCCUUUUCCACAAAUAAAGUACCUUUAUUUAUUAGUUA